AUGGGCCGGAGAAAGAUUGAGAUCAAAGCUAUCAAGGAUGAUCGUAACCGUUCAGUGACAUUCCUUAAGCGAAAAGGUGGACUGUUCAAGAAGGCGCACGAGUUGGCCGUUCUUUGUUCCGUCGAUGUCGCCGUCAUUAUCUUUGGCCAAAACAAGAAACUCUAUGAAUACUCCUCGUGUGACAUGCACGAUGCUCUCGGUCGCUAUCAAUAUUUCGGCCCACCCCAUGAGCACAAAGGUCCCGAUGACUUCGCUGGUAAGCGCGAUGACGAUGAUGAUGAAGAUGAGACGACUCCCGCACCCGAAGAAAUCCAAGCCCAGCAGCCUCAUCCCGUUGUUCCGCCUCAUCUCCAACAGCCCGGUUUCCAGCACAUCAAUCACGCCCCGUCCGCCUCUCCCCCGAUCGUCCAUAAUGGUCUUCCGAUAACGCGCCAUGGUACACCACAGUCACAAGUGUCUCGUCCAUCGUCUAGAAACCAUGCCCGUCGUGUCAGCUCGAAUCUUGGACCACAUGGUCAUGCCACGCCGCCUCCACCUCAAAAUGGAUACUAUGUGGCUAAUCCCUCAAUGUACAACCCGAAUGUUCACUCUGCAAUGAAUCAGCCUCGCCCCGGACAAUACGCUCAAUACGGUCAUCCUCCCCAUGGUCCACAAGGAACACCACCUCAAAUGCACCAGCAGCAUGCCCAAGGCCAGCCAGUUCAUCAUCCUCAAGCUCCUCAACAUUUCCAACAUGCACAGAUCGUCGCGCAACAACAAAUGGGAAUGAGGCCAGUUUCGCAUGGUCCAGUCCAGCAGGUACCGCAACAGCCUUAUAUAACGGAGCCGGGUAGGGGGUCGAUGCCUCCAGCGUUUGCAGAACAUCAUUCAGAACGAACGGUACCGGUUCCCGAGAACUCCCAGGAUAACGCGGCGGGUGGAAUGAAGCCAGAACAUAGCCAGUCGCCGCCACAGCCAAGAGCCUUGUCCAAAUCUCAGUCCCGUAGCAUCUUCACCCCCAUUGAUGAUCGUGGGUCCGUCCUUGCGCGCCAAUUUGGAUUUUAUGAUUCUCCAUCCGGUCAAGGGAACCAGCUGUUGAGGCCAGAGCCCCCACAGGAGAAUCUGCGCAAUUCAAAGAAGGGUACAGCCUCGGAGCCUCCGCGCUCACAGUCGAUACCAUCCGCAGCGGAGAUCAAGCCACCUUCACGCACGAAUAGCGGCGCUCUUACAUCCAAGCGACCGCAGUUGAAAGUCCAGAUUCCCAGCGAAAGCUCUGAUCGGGGUAGUGCAACGGGAGAAUCCUCCUCCCGCGACUCUGCUGGCAAUAAAACGGUGACUCCUGCCAAGGACAACCCUCCUGCCGGAGUUGUGCUACCACCGCCAUCCCCGUCUGCAGGAGCAAUUCUCAGUGCUGGUGCGCAAGGUCCACCUAAUCCGUUUGCCCGGCCGCCUCCACCCGGGGCUACGGGGCAAACGAACUACGGCAACAAUGGUAACAACGCCGGGAACAGCGGCAGUAACUCGAACAACAUUGAAACUCCAAUCUCCGCUCUUCCGAGUCGGUUUGUCUCUGAUAAUCUCCUCCCGUCACCUUCCAGCUUCUUCCCUGAAUGGGGUUUUGGUCGUUCUGGACCGGAUUCCAACCUCUUGCCGAGUCCUCUAACCUUCCCGACACCAGCGGUCCCAAGUGGGCCGAGUUUCUCGCGGGAAGAUGAGCAGGAUAAGAAACGCAAGAGUCCCGAUGGCGGGCAUCCCGCUGAUGGAGCAAACAAGAAGCCGAAGCCCUAG
This is a messenger RNA of Penicillium subrubescens, 1767 nucleotides long. RefSeq names its product SRF-type transcription factor RlmA (gene rlmA). Gene Ontology annotation, molecular function: protein dimerization activity; RNA polymerase II cis-regulatory region sequence-specific DNA binding; DNA-binding transcription factor activity, RNA polymerase II-specific. The coding region runs from base 1 to 1767 and encodes 588 amino acids. Lineage: Eukaryota; Fungi; Ascomycota; Eurotiomycetes; Eurotiales; Aspergillaceae. Gene Ontology annotation, biological process: positive regulation of transcription by RNA polymerase II. The transcript has 3 exons. The record is from RefSeq and is a predicted model, not a curated record.